Molecule: messenger RNA, 951 nt
Organism: Wasmannia auropunctata (little fire ant)
Lineage: Eukaryota; Metazoa; Arthropoda; Insecta; Hymenoptera; Formicidae
Exons: 3
Coding region: 229-531 (100 amino acids)
Source: RefSeq, a predicted model, not a curated record
GAUACGUACACGUGGUAUUAAUUAGACAUUGUAUUAUUAAAUGACGAUUUAUGAUAGCCAAGAUUGUAGUACUGCGACAAACAAGCAGGCUCGCCACGGUUUCAAAGAGCGCUAUUUCGGAAUAAGUAUUGCACCAAUCAAUUGUCUACUCGUUCUGACAGUCCAAGUCCUGACGAUAAUGGAAUCAAUCAGUCUCAUAGUUCUUUCAACAACAAUAGUACUUCCCAAAUGUUUACUCAAACCUUCGGUUCAGCUAGUUCGGUCAAUGAGUCGAACUGGAGUCCGAAUGCAACAACAUCCUCUAGCAAAUCAAAAUACAAUGGUGGAUAUUCAUCCAGCCACAAGGAUUUUAUAAAUUCAGGCAGGAACUUGGCACCUCCAGUCUUACCAUACAUACCGCCACCAACAUCUCCACCACCUGAUUAUCCUGGUUUAGAAUAUCCACCAGUAUUUGAACCUGGUACUUACUCUCUUUCGGAUGCAUCAUUGCUGCGUAAUCGUAACAAAAGUAGUAAGCAUACAAGCCAAUAACAUAAAAACCAAAUUUAUCUUUUUAAGCAACCAAAGAUAAUAAUUUCUUUGUAUCAAUAGAUCAUAAACAUAGACAUACAAUAGAAUUUAUUAUAAAUUAUAGAAGAUUAGUAGUCCGCUAUCAAAAUUAGUAUUUUAAAAUAAUCAUCCAUUUCAUAAUUCUACAAAUGUAUUAAACAUACUUACAUAGUUAUCGAAAUUAUGGAGAAUUAUUUAUUUUUCACUAAAGUGUGUAUUAAAGACGAAAUAUAUAUAUUUUUUAAUCAAACCGAAUAUAACAAUAAGGAAGACUGAACUAUAAAUAUUAUCUAAAAUCGUCUGUUAGAUACACAUUUGAGAUGUAUCUGUUUCAAAAUUAUUUUAAUAUUAUUUUAAAAAAUCAUAUAAAAUUUAAAAUAUUGACCUCGUUCUUGUUAAAAA